AUGUUGGUAAAACAUUUUGAUGUGGAAGUCCAGCGGAGCAUGAUUAUUAAUAAUUUUACGUCGCCUGAUACGGUAGAGGAAUAUCUGAGACGUAUUGACGAAUUGUCUACUGUGGGGGGUUCGAAUAGGAACAUGAAUAAUGCGCAGGGUUAUAGUAAUCGAUCUGAAAAUAAUCGAACAAAUUCCGAGCGAGAGAUAUCGAGAGAUAAGUGGUCGACCGCUAGGGGAAAUAAUGAGGGACAUACCGUGCGUUCACUGGCUUGCAUGGGGGAUCCGGACAUCGAUCUUUUAAGCGACCCGGAGGAUAUAGUGCAGGAUGAUGAAAAGGUUUCGCCGACCAUAUCGAUACAUAUUUUUGGUACGUUGGUAGAAGUAUUGAUCGACAGCGGCUCAGAUAUAUGUGCAAUCUCGGAGAAAUUCUAUUCAGAGUUAAGCAAUCUCGGGAAGUUUCCAAUUUUACCGGUCAUACGAGGAGUGAUCUCUGUAGCAAUAGGCGGUAAAACGCAGAAGAUAAAGUCGCAAAUCUUAAUUCCAGUUCAAUUAGAUGGAAUAGAUAUGGAUGUGAACUGUUUGGUUAUACCACAACUCAAUUGCAAUUUGAUAUUUGGAUCAAAUUGGUUAUCCAAGCAUCAUGCACGUUUGGAUUAUCAAUAUUCACAGCUGAAGCUAAUGAUAGAAGGGGUUUCCAUAAAUACGAAGCUGUCAUUUCGGAUUGAUCCGCAGAAAAUAUCUAUAAACCUCUGCGAGAAAAAUGAUUAUGUGUUUGAUGUAGUCGAAAAUAAAGCUAGCAGGGUUACGCCACUGGUAGAGUACAGCGUUGAUGACGGUGAUUCCCGCAGUAAAGGCUACAGCGCGAAGGAUAUUCAGGCAGCAGCAGCGAAAACUACUUUGAGUGGGAGUGCUAAGGCUUCACUUUUAAGUAUUUUGGAAAAAUAUAGGAAUACAUUCUCUGAUACACCGGGACGCGUCGUCAACUAUUUUCAUCAAAUUGAGCUAGUGGAUGAAAAUGAAUUUAAUUUUGUGGCUUAUCCUGUUCCUAUGGUUUAUCGGGAUGAAGUUAGAAGGCAGAUGGGUGAAAUGUUAGCGGCCGGUGUUAUUCAAAAGGAAAGAACUUCCUACAUUUCGCCGUUAGUUUGCGUGAAGAAAAGGGAUGGGAAUAUUCGCGUGUGUUUGGACGCUCGGGGGCUGAACUCAAAGAUGAAGAAGGAUUUCGUGAAUCCUCCCAAUCCGUUUGAAUUAAUGGCCAAUUUUAAACAGGGGCAAAUUAUGAGCACAAUAGACUUGACGCAAGCAUAUUGGCAAAUUCCAGUAUUGCCGGAUCAUACCAAAUAUCUUGGGCGCGAUCAGUUGGAUGAUGAAUGGAUUAGGGAAAAGAUCAGGUUUUUAGAACUUAUCACUCGCUAUGUUAGGGUAUUCUCAGGACGCGAAUUUAAAAUUUACGAAUGGUACGUGCUGCACGAAGGACUUUUAUUUAAGAGGGGCGAUAGCCGCAAUAAGGGCUAUAAGCUCUGCGUACCUAAGGCUCAGGUCAAAGAGCUUAUCUUAGCGCAUCACCAGUCUAUGGGGCAUUUUGGUAAGGCAAAAACAUAUGCUUAUAUGAGACAUAGUUUUUAUUGGCCUCGCAUGCAACGGCACGUUAGGCAGGUAGUCGCGUCAUGCGACUUGUGCCAGAAGGCCAAACCUUCGCCAAUAUCCAAGGCGGAAUUGCAUCCCAUAUUGGUAGACGAACCUGGAAAAUUGGUUUGUAUAGAUCUGAUAGGGCCGUUAUCUGUAGGACGUGGGGGUGUGACGCAACUCUUCGUUCUUGUCGAUGCUUUCACUAAAUUCGUCAAGUUAUACGCCUUGCGUCGGGCUACUGAGAAAACGUUGCUCAAACGCUUAUUCGAUGACUACAUUCCGUCAGUACAGAAACCUGUGUCCAUUUGUCCGAUAAUGGAACUCAGUUCACGAGUCAUAUUUGGAGAAAGCAGUUAG
This is a messenger RNA of Acanthoscelides obtectus, 1974 nucleotides long. The record is from the annotation of a GenBank genome assembly. Lineage: Eukaryota; Metazoa; Arthropoda; Insecta; Coleoptera; Chrysomelidae.